AUGUCCAAGACCAAGGUUCUUCUGGUUGGCGCAGGUGGUGAGACUGGCGGCUCCAUCGCCAACGGUCUCCUUGAGAAUCCCAUCUUUGAAGUUCACGCUCUCGUCCGACUGCGAUCGGUCCAAAAACCCUCCAUUGUCGCUCUGCAGGAACGAGGCGUCAAAAUCAUCCGAUGCGACCUGAAAGCCCCUGAGGAGACCCUUGCGGAGGCUCUGACCGGUAUCGAUGUCGUCAUCAGCUGCGUGGGACCGGCAGAGCAACAGGACCAGAUCCCCCUCGCCAAAGCCGCCAAGAGGGCGGGAGUUCAGCGAUUCGUGCCAUGUGCGUUCAUCACGGUCGCUCCGCCCGGUGGGAUCAUGUGGCUGCGAGACGAGAAAGAGACGGUCUACAACCAUAUCAAGCAACUGCGACUCCCCUACACCAUCAUCGACGUCGGUUGGUGGUACCAGCUCUCAUACCCGCGUCUGGAUUCCGGACGGGCCGACUAUGCCAUGACCUCCGCCAACAAUGAAAUCGUCGGCGAUGGCAACACUCCGAUAGCCUUGACCGAUCUCCGCGACAUUGGUCGCUAUGUGGCUCGCAUCAUUGUCGACGACCGCACCCUGAACAAGAUGGUCUUCGCCUAUAACACCGUAACGACCCAGAACCAGAUUUAUGAUCUGCUAGAAGAGAUCAGCGAGGAGAAAAUCCCUCGGAAUUACGUACGUGGAAUCAGUCACUUAUCCCUAGCAUCGCAUUGGCUGACCAUCGCCUUCCCGCAUAUGCAGAUCCCAGAGGAAACCGUUUACACCCGCGUCCUUGCGGCCAGACAGUCUAGUGAAACUUACCCCUUCGACCCGGUGAAAUUUAUCCCCCGCUACCUGGCCGAGUACCAGUUGUCGUGGGGCAUCCGUGGCGACAACACUCCGGAAUACGCCCAGUACCUGGGUUACAUCACCGCAAAGGAUCUCUAUCCCGAUUUCCAACCCAUCCAGUUCAGAGAGUACCUCGAAACUGUCGUCAGAGGCACGGCCAAGGGCGUCUACACCGAUCGCAUGGUCUCCAAGGCGUACCAGCGGAGUUUCCCUCGCAGCGAGUCGAGCGACUCGCUGUACACCCGGAUAUUCCCCCGAACCGAAUCCAGCGACUCUCUAUACAUGUCUCGGUGA
Molecule: messenger RNA, 1146 nt
Organism: Aspergillus terreus NIH2624
Lineage: Eukaryota; Fungi; Ascomycota; Eurotiomycetes; Eurotiales; Aspergillaceae
Product: aromatic alcohol reductase
Exons: 3
Coding region: 1-1146 (381 amino acids)
Molecular function (GO): oxidoreductase activity
Source: RefSeq, a predicted model, not a curated record